GCAAGAAUUAAGAGUGAAAGAGCCGCUCUGAGCCCAGCCGGGGGACAGCGGGAGCGGCCGGGCGCAGCGCACGCACCGGGGGCUGCAUCAGAGAUGGAUACGCUAUAUGGCAGGAAUAAGGAAGAGCACCCAGAGCCCAUAAAAGCUGAGGUGCAGGGGCAGCUGCCCACUUGGUUGCAAGGGAUACUGCUCCGAAAUGGCCCAGGGAUGCACACCAUAGGGGACAGCAAGUACAACCACUGGUUUGAUGGCCUGGCUCUGCUGCACAGCUUUACAUUUAAAAAUGGUGAAGUUUACUACAGAAGUAAAUAUCUCCGAAGUGACACGUACAACUGUAACAUAGAAGCAAACAGAAUCAUGGUGUCUGAGUUUGGGACUAUGGCUUAUCCAGAUCCAUGCAAAAACAUAUUUGCCAAGGCAUUCUCCUAUUUGUCUCACACCAUUCCUGAGUUCACAGACAACUGUCUCAUCAACAUUAUGAAAGCUGGGGAUGAUUUUUAUGCCACUGGUGAGACUAACUUCAUCAGGAAGAUUAAUCCACAGACUCUGGAGACAUUGGAGAAGGUUGACUACAACAAAUAUGUAGCUGUAAAUUUGGCAACUUCUCACCCACACUAUGACAGUGCUGGAAAUGUUCUCAACAUGGGCACUUCAAUAGUGGAUAAAGGGAGGACAAAAUACCUUCUAUUUAAGAUUCCUUCCUCUGUACCAGAACAAGAGAAGAAGAAAUCUUGUUUCAAGCACCUGGAAGUGGUUUGCUCUGUCCCUUCUCGCUCUCUGCUCCACCCCAGCUACUACCACAGCUUUGGAAUCACAGAGAACUACAUUAUCUUCAUAGAGCAGCCCUUCAGACUGGAUAUUCUCAAAAUGGCAACUGCUUACAUCCGAGGUGUGAGCUGGGCUUCCUGCCUUGCCUUUAACAAGGAUGAUAAGACUUGGUUUCACUUUAUAGACAGGAGGACUAAAAAAGAAGUGUCCACCAAAUUUUACACCGAUGCUAUGGUGUUUUUUCACCAUAUAAAUGCUUAUGAAGAGGAUGGCCACAUCAUUUUUGAUAUUAUUGCCUAUACAGACAAUAGCUUGUAUGACAUGUUUUAUUUAAAAAACCUGAGUAAAGACUUUGAAGAGAAUGCCAAACUUACCUCCAUACCAGCCUGCAAAAGAUUUGUGGUUCCUCUGCAGUGUGACAAGGAUGCUGUAGUGGAUUCUAAUUUAGUCACACUUCCUUCUACUGCAACUGCUGUAAAGGAGAAAGAUGGAAGCAUCUACUGCCAACCUGAAAUACUAUGUGAAGGGAUAGAACUGCCUCGCAUCAACUAUGACUACAAUGGCAAAAAACACAAGUAUGUCUUUGCAACACAAGUCCAGUGGAGUCCAGUUCCCACAAAGAUUGUGAAAUUUAAUACCCAGACAAAGGAAAUGCUCCAGUGGGGACAGGAUCACUGCUGGCCAUCCGAGCCUGUUUUUGUUCCCAGGCCUGAUGCAAAAGAAGAGGACGAUGGUGUUGUUCUGACCUGUGUUGUGAAGACUGAUCCAAAGGAUCCACCCUUCCUACUUGUCUUGGAUGCUAAAACAUUCACAGAGCUGGGUCGAGCCAUAGUAAAUGUGGAAAUGCAUAUGGACCUGCAUGGAAUCUUUAUACCACAGCAAGACAUGAAAACUGAGACUGAGUAACAUCUAUUUGUUGUAUUGCACAGACUGACAUAACCUCCUGCUGAAUGUGGGAUAAUAUCCUUCAGGAACAGCCUUCUCUUAUGAUAAGAAAUGACUAAUUAUAACCUCCUCAAUAUCUACACAUAAACUCUUAAAAGAGACAGAAAUGACUUUAUUACAAAUUAUUGUGUGCACAACUGCUAUAUCACUAUUCCAAAAGAAUUAUCAAUAUUAAGUGUUAAUGUUGAAUACAGCUUGUGGGGCAAGGAAUAGCAGAGAAAGGUAACAAGAAAUGUUUUAUUUGAGUAGAACAAAGCUUUCUGAGCAAAUGAAGUACUGUAUUCAUCGCAUGAAUAGGGUGACACAUGGCAUGAGUCACACAUGUCUGCAGGUCAUGUAACUUCCAUGGGCUGUUGCAAGACUGCAGCUGACAAUGAAAGUUGUCUCCUGCCAGAAAACCUCAUGUUAAACUAUUUACCAUGAUACCAAUAAUUCAUGGCAAUGUAUUCUCUUGGUGCUUGAUUUCUUAAACUCUGCCAUAACCAAAGUAUUAUGCUGAGGUGCUACAUUUUCCUUAUCCAGAACCUAACCCCUCCCCCAGCUUUUCUAAUAAUUUCAUGGUGUAUUUUUAGCUUUCAUGUUGACAAAACCAAGUAACUUCAUUAAAAUAGAGUACAUGGUUAUAUGUAGCAUUCAAUUAUACUUUAGCGACAGUCAAUCUUAAGCAGUUUGUAUUUAAAUCAGGUUUCCUUGGGCAGAAUAUCUGCCAUGGCAUUUCAUGUAAUUAGAUGAUUACAUUGUAAAAGAUAAGAAUUGUAUUAUUUGCUAUUGCCACUAUUCUCUGUU
This is a messenger RNA of Motacilla alba alba, 2499 nucleotides long. It is a transcript of the gene BCO1, whose product is annotated as beta-carotene oxygenase 1. The transcript is spliced from 12 exons. NCBI's taxonomy places the organism in Eukaryota, Metazoa, Chordata, Aves, Passeriformes, Motacillidae. Gene Ontology annotation, molecular function: carotenoid dioxygenase activity; beta-carotene 15,15'-dioxygenase activity. The coding region runs from base 94 to 1674 and encodes 526 amino acids. The record is from RefSeq and is a predicted model, not a curated record. Gene Ontology annotation, biological process: carotene catabolic process; retinal metabolic process.